Molecule: messenger RNA, 1665 nt
Organism: Micromonas commoda
Lineage: Eukaryota; Viridiplantae; Chlorophyta; Mamiellophyceae; Mamiellales; Mamiellaceae
Product: CorA metal ion transporter family
Exons: 2
Coding region: 1-1629 (542 amino acids)
Biological process (GO): metal ion transport; transmembrane transport
Cellular component (GO): membrane
Molecular function (GO): cobalt ion transmembrane transporter activity; magnesium ion binding; cobalt ion binding
Source: RefSeq, a predicted model, not a curated record
AUGGAGCCGCCUCAGGCGAGGGGGAGAUUCCAGCAGGCGGUGCAGGAGAUACAAGCCACCGCGAUCGCGCCGAAGAAGAAGCGACUGUUCGCGCCCGCCCAGCCCAAGCCCAAGAAGAUCACGCGGUCCGAGGCGAAGAAGGAGGAGGAGCUCAACACGUUCACCAAGCUCACGGUCGAUUACCUCAACAACAAGCACGCCGACGUCGAGCCGGAGUCCAAUCCCAAGGUGUACUACAGCGAAUACGCCAACCUCCGGAACACCCCGGGGCGGCUCGUCGAGCCCGAGACGGACGAGGAGGUGCUCGCCCUGUUUGAUGAGGUCGCGGACGCGCCGCCGCGUCCGAACGUCGUCUCGUGGUUCCACGUUGAGGGCGUCAACGACGCGGUCAUCCGCGAGUUUUUCGUUAAGAUGAAGCUGAGGCUCCCAUCUCCGUCCCUCUCUCCCCCCUCCCCUUCUUCCGGGCCUUCAGGGAACGGAGGAGGUAAGGCGACGAGGAAGGGCGACGACGCGGUCGCCUUGUUCUUCAAGAGGCACCGCGAGCCGAGGCUGAGGUUCUUCGGCACGCACAUGUACCUCGCCAUGCAGCUGCUGGACAGGAACGACUCCGAGGGCGACAUACCGAUGGUGAGCGACCAGCAGGUGUCCGUGCUCUUCGUCCCCAACCGCAGGCUCGUCCUCACGGUGAGCGAGUACGCCAGCCCGGGGACCGACUUCGACCGGCUGCGCGAGCAGCUGGUGCAGGGAUCCAGCGCGUGCAACCACCCCAACGCGGACGCCACCCUCCUGUUGGCGGUGCUCGCGGACAAGUUCAUGGAGGACUCCUUCCCGCUGGCGGAGGAACUCGGCGAUUAUCUCGAACUCCUCGCGCACGCGCUCAUCAUGAAACCCGGGUUGCGGUACAACAUACCCGCCGAUAAGGUGAGGACCGAGCUGUGGCGCAUGCGCCGGUUCGCACUGAGGACCAGGCGUCUGACGGAGAUACUGCAGGAGGAUCCGCUGCAGCUCUUCGAGAACGCGCGGUUCCAGAGCUUCAUGGCCGUGGUGGAGCGACAGGCGCAGUCGCUGGCGGAGCUCUGCCACAUGUACAACGAGCGGUGCGGUAACAUCAUAUCGCGCAUCGAGGUGCACCAGACGACGAAGACCAACGAGACGUUGUUCACGCUGACGAUCAUCACCGCGCUGAUCAUCCCGGUGCAGUUCCUGACCGGCGUCUACGGCAUGAACUUUGAGAACAUGCCGGAGCUGAGAACCACGUACGGCUACUACGUCUUCUGGGCGGCGGUUCCCACGCUGUGCACGUUCACCUACCUGAUGCUUCGACGCAAGGGCCUGAUCGAGGACGAUUCUGACAUCAGAAUCGCGCAGCUGAUGCCCGCGGAGGUGGUGUCCGCCGUGAGCUUCAUAUCGAAGAGGGCCAAGAGGACGGUGCGGGCGGCGGGGGCGGGCGCGGCGAAGGUUGCGGCGUCUGGCGCAAAGGCGGCAAAGGGGGUGGCGACUGGGGCGAAAAAGGCGGGGACCGCGGUGAGCGUGACGAUCAAAAGCGCGAGCCCGAGGUUCAGCGGCGGAGGGGGAAGCGGAAGCGGAAGCGGAAGCUCGAUGCCGCCGACGCCAAAGAACGCCGCCUAGUAGUUAAGAGAGAGCCAAAACCGUCGCGUUCAUUCG